AAAAAAAGACGAAAAGAGGGAAACACGAACUUGAAAAACGGGUGGUGGCCAAAAAGAAUUUUUUAUCUAUCAACACUAGAAGAAUUAUUGGAAGGUAAGAGGAAUCAAAGGGAUCACUUCUUUUUGAACCUUGCUAGCCCUCUCGCCCUGUUGAAGAAAGCUCCUUUUCUUCUUCCCUCUCUUCUCAUUCUGGCCUCUUCGAAUUUUUAACACGACACCAGCUCGAAAGCAAGAAGGUUCUUCUGUCUCUCUUUGUUCAAACUGAUUCAACAAUCUUGGCAUCGACAUUCUUUGAUUUACGGCAUUGCUCCCUAUUUUGAGUUGGUUCGAAGAGAGAUGUUGUGUUGUGGUGCGGAGAUCUGCCGCCGACAAGAGUUACUUGAUCUGAGAUGAGAGAGGUGGUGGCUUGCUCCGGUUUUGGUUUUGAUUGGGGAAAGGAUAGGAAAAAGAGUAAGCUAGGAUUUGUCCGUCGUUUCGUCCCAGGUUAAUAAUGACCACCAAACGCGCCUACAAGCUGCAAGAAUUUGUGGCUCAUGCUUCCAACGUGAACUGCCUCAAGAUAGGAAGGAGGACUUCUAGGGUUCUGGUCACUGGAGGGGAAGAUCACAAGGUCAAUCUUUGGGCUAUUGGAAAACCUAAUGCUAUCUUGAGUCUCUCAGGUCAUACGAGUGCCGUGGAAUCAGUCAGUUUUGAUUCUUCUGAAGUGCUGGUGGCUGCGGGAGCUGCAAGUGGAACUAUAAAGUUGUGGGAUUUAGAAGAGGCAAAGAUUAUCCGCACUCUUACUGGUCAUAGAUCAAAUUGCAUAUCUGUUGACUUUCAUCCCUUUGGGGAGUUUUUUGCUUCGGGAUCGCUAGACACAAAUCUUAAGAUCUGGGAUAUUAGAAGGAAAGGCUGCAUUCAUACUUAUAAAGGUCAUACACGUGGAGUAAAUGCUAUUAGAUUUACACCAGAUGGUCGCUGGGUUGUUUCUGGCGGUGAAGACAACAUUGUUAAGCUUUGGGAUCUAACGGCUGGGAAGCUACUACAUGAUUUUAAGUGCCAUGAGGGUCAGAUUCAGUGCAUAGAUUUUCAUCCACAUGAGUUUCUCUUGGCAACAGGUUCAUCUGAUAAAACGGUUAAGUUCUGGGACCUAGAAACAUUUGAGUCGAUUGGUUCUGCUGGACCUGAGACAUCUGGCAUCCGUUCUAUGACUUUCAAUCCUGAUGGAAGAACUUUGCUUUGUGGACUACAUGAAAGCUUGAAGGUUUUUUCAUGGGAACCGUUAAGAUGCCAUGAUUCGGUGGACGUGGGAUGGUCUAAAUUAUUAGACAUGAAUGUUCAUGAGGGGAAACUUCUUGGAUGCUCAUAUAAUCAAAGUUGUGUCGGAGUAUGGGUUGUAGACAUCUCGCGCCUUGAGCCAUACACCGUUGCUAGCAUUGUUAAAUCAAAUAGUCAUUCUGAAUCCAAAUCUUCUUCAAGCAGUGCUUCACCAUUUCAUACUGAUAACAGCAUGAAGGCCAGUGUUGGGAGGCUAUCAAUUUCUCAAAAUUCUGAUGGUUUAGCUAAGGAAACAAAACCUAUUGCAUCUACUGGAAAUGCCCCUGGCACUCCUCAAAAACCUUUCGUAAAUGCUGGUACUAAAAUGGUGGCUGUAAAUUCAUCUAACACGACCGCUACACCAAGUGGUAUAAGCCUUAAAAGAAGUUUUCCUAAGGGUAAUGGCACGGCUGGUUUGCAGACAAUCAACAAACCUGAUGUGGUCCCUGUCAUUGUCCCCAGAACCAGUGCCAAGUUAGAACAAGUCACUGAAUCUAGAAAAGAAAUUGUUGCUGAAAGAAAAGAACCUGUUAUUGAAUCUAGAAAAGAAAUGGUUUCUGAAAGAAAAGAAUCAGUUACUGAAGCUAGAAAAGAAGUUCCAACUGAAAGAACGUUAACUUACAACAUUCAGUCAAAGUCAACUGAUUCUCGUAGACAUCCAUCUUCCAGAGAUAGUUCUGACAGAGUAAACGUUCCUAUUCAUUCUGGAUUCAUGGGCAGUAAAAAUGGUGAUGAUAUUGCAGACCAAGGUUUGUUGAAUGCUGCUCAUGCUGUAAAUCAGCCAUCAACUAACAGUGAAAGAAGAGUGGAUGUUGUUAGGCAUACUGGAAAUGCAAAGUUGAGAGAUAAUCUCUCUGUGGAGCCUAGCACAAGCUAUCAGCAUGAGCCUUAUGACAUAAGAGUGCAUAAAUCCAGAGAUUCAAGCUCUUUUGAAAUGCCAAGAGGAGCAAGAACAAGAGCACUUGUACAAAAUUGGGAAAGGCGGGAUUGCUCUCCUGGAUCUGAAGGCCCAACUCGAUCUGAUUCUUCUGAUAGUUUUCUUUCUGGAAUGAACCGGCCCUAUGCAUUGAGAGUACGCCCUUCGGCUGUGGGAAAUGAGACUGUUUCUGCUAGUGAUGAGGAUGCGAUUGCUGAUUUAUUGGACCAUCAUGGACAGUUCAUUGACACUACACAUUCUCGCUUGAGAAAAUUACAAGUGAUACAGCAACUUUGGAGAAGGAAGGACGUAAAGGGUCUGAUCAGUGCGCUGGGAAAGAUGUCUGAUCAUGCUGUCACUUCAGAUUUAAUAAGUGUUCUAAUGGAUAAGAGUGAUAUCAUCACGUUGGACUUGUGCACUUGCCUCUUACCACUUCUGUCAUGUCUUCUAGACAGUAAGAUUGAUAGGUACUUGGGCAUUUCCCUUGAAAUGCUGCUGAAGCUUGUCAGAAACUUUGGUUCUGUAAUUCAUUCAACAUUAUCAGCUGGAUCUUCUGUUGGCGUUGACCUACAAGCCGAGAAAAGGCUGGAGCGUUGCAAUAUAUGCUUCAUUGAGUUAGAAAAGAUUAAGCACAGUCUCCUCCCUCUUACCAGAAGAGGAGGUUCAGUUGCAAAGUCUGCACAGGAGCUGAACCUCGCCUUACAGCAAGUUGCAAGUUAACUCGAAUUCGUGCCAACUAAGUAGUUUUCAUCUAUUUUUCACUUGUACAUGUCUUAUUGAGCCACUAGCUCACCAUAACCUAAAGCUAUUGAAGCCUUUGUGAAUGAGAUCAUUAACCAUAUGAUUUAUAGAAGUACUCUCCGAAGGCCAGAAGGGGUGCCAGAUGCUGACCUGUUCUAACAUAUUGCUUGAUAAAAGCCUGUAUCAUUCACACCUUACAGGGAUGAUCAUACAAUUGUAUCAUGUUCUUGGGCUAUUCUUUUUUUAAUAGGAACGGUCUAGUUCAUCAAAUAUCAAUUAUCUUUGUUUAGUUUUUUAUCAGGGGAGUUGUUAUUUUGUUGGAGCUCAUAGUGCUAUAUUAGUUUAAUCAUUUGAAUGUAAGUUUUAACUUUUUGCAAUAUGAGAUUCUCCUACCAAAAAAGAAAAAAAGCAACAUCGUUUGAUUUGGAUC
Dendrobium catenatum is the source of this 3383-nucleotide messenger RNA. Its product is annotated as katanin p80 WD40 repeat-containing subunit B1 homolog. NCBI's taxonomy places the organism in Eukaryota, Viridiplantae, Streptophyta, Magnoliopsida, Asparagales, Orchidaceae. Gene Ontology annotation, cellular component: katanin complex. The record is from RefSeq and is a predicted model, not a curated record. Gene Ontology annotation, molecular function: microtubule binding. The coding region runs from base 491 to 2932 and encodes 813 amino acids. Gene Ontology annotation, biological process: microtubule severing; microtubule depolymerization. The transcript has 18 exons.